This is a messenger RNA of Cynoglossus semilaevis (tongue sole), 935 nucleotides long. It is a transcript of the gene coa7, whose product is annotated as cytochrome c oxidase assembly factor 7. The record is from RefSeq and is a predicted model, not a curated record. Gene Ontology annotation, cellular component: mitochondrial intermembrane space. The transcript is spliced from 4 exons. Bases 128 to 817 code for a protein of 229 amino acids. NCBI's taxonomy places the organism in Eukaryota, Metazoa, Chordata, Actinopteri, Pleuronectiformes, Cynoglossidae. Gene Ontology annotation, molecular function: protein binding.
UUUUUUGGCCAAACUGAAGUAAAUAUAGGGUUUGCAUCAUGCUUAAGCACAAGAGGGGAUUUUAAAUACACUGCCUGGCUAAAAAAAAAAGGUCGCCACCUGGAUUUAACUAGUCAAAGGCGGAGACAUGGCUGGACUUGUGAACUUCAAAGAUGAAAAUGAAGUAAAAGAGUUCCUGGAUAAUCUAGGAAUGGAGUACAGCUUUCAGUGCCACGGCGAGAAGGACCCCGAAGGCUGCCAAAGACUCGCAGACUACCUGGAAGGAGUGAAGAAGAACUUUGAAGCAGCAGCACAGGUGCUCAAAAACAACUGCGAAACUAAUGGACAUGGAGACAGCUGCUAUAAACUGGGGACUUACCAUAUUACUGGAAAAGGGGGACUGACCCAGUGUUUGAAAACCGCAUACUCUUAUUUUUCACGGACCUGCAAUUCUGGUGGAAAGAGCGCUCCUAUUGCCUGUCACAACGUUGCCCUGUUGACUCUUAAUGGACAAGCUGUGGAAGGCAAGCCUGAUCUGACAGCAGCACGUCAGUACUAUGAGAAAGCCUGUGCUGCUGACUAUGCUCCUUCGUGCUUCAACCUUAGCGGCUUGUUCAUUGAAGGCAAAUCAAAAAGUUUCCCUCAUGAUAUGGAACAAGCUUUAAAGUAUGCCAACAGGGCCUGUGAGCUGGGACACAUGUGGGGUUGUGCCAAUGCAAGUCGUAUGUACAAAAUGGGUGAAGGAACGGCGAAGGAUGACAAAAAAGCAGAGGAGCUUAAAAAUCGAGCAAGGCAUCUUCAUGGUUUAGAGCAAGAAAGGCAACUCAAAUUUGGGUAACUAGUAUUAAACAUCUGCUAUUAUUUUGGUGUGCCUGAUUUGCCAGGUUGAUUGUGAUAUCCACUUUAGAAGUCGUUCUAACUUUGAAAAAUGUUCAAAUAAAGUAAAAUAAAAUAAA